This is a messenger RNA of Cottoperca gobio, 1619 nucleotides long. It is a transcript of the gene ubxn2a, whose product is annotated as UBX domain protein 2A. The transcript has 7 exons. The coding region runs from base 136 to 876 and encodes 246 amino acids. NCBI's taxonomy places the organism in Eukaryota, Metazoa, Chordata, Actinopteri, Perciformes, Bovichtidae. Gene Ontology annotation, cellular component: cytosol; nucleus. The record is from RefSeq and is a predicted model, not a curated record. Gene Ontology annotation, molecular function: ubiquitin binding. Gene Ontology annotation, biological process: membrane fusion; proteasome-mediated ubiquitin-dependent protein catabolic process; nuclear membrane reassembly.
GAGUCGACAUACGGCACUGCUACGUCACAAACAUUGCUCAGCAGAAGAGCUGCUGCACGAACUAUAUGGCUGGCUGCAGAUGUGGAGCCCGGGAUUAACCGACAACACACAGACUGAUGGAAAACACACUGCAUCAUGAAAGAGAUUGACACUGUGGGAGGUGAGAGAGAUGAAAAUGGUGAAGAAAAUGAAGAGGAGGCUCCAAUGAGGCGUAGCUUCUCGGUGGAAGACCUCCUCGAUGAGGUGGAGAAGAUCUGUUACGAUGCCUCGGGGACAUCAAAGGUGGAGAUGGUGGUGAGGCUAUGGAAGGAUGGCUUCAGUGUAAACGACGAGGAGUUUCGCUGCUACUCCAUACCAAAGAAUCAAGACUUCCUGGAUUCCAUCAAACGGGGGGAGCUUCCGGCAGAGUGGGAGAGCAGAGCAGAGGAGGAGGAGCUGGAGAUCAGUGUGGAGGAUCUGACGGAGGAAAAUUAUGUCCCCAGGAAAAAGGCCUUUCACCCCUUCAGCGGCAGAGGGUACCGACUUGGCAGCGUUGCACCCAGAGUAGUGGCCAGGUCACCAUCUGUGCAAGAGGAUGGAGAAUCUCCUCCUAUUCCCAUGGUAACACUAGACCACGCCCUUCCUGUUACCUCCCUUCAGAUCUGGUUGGCUGACGGCAGGAGAUUGGUGCAGAGGUUUAACCUAUCGCAUCGGAUCAGUGAUGUUCAAGAUUUCGUGGCACGCUGCCAGAGAAGCUGCCCACCUUUCGUCCUGACGACAUCAGUUCCUUUCCGGGAACUCAGCGACAAAGGAUUGAGUCUCGAAGAGGCCGAUUUGGCCAACGCCGUCAUCGUCCAGAGACCCCUGAACACACAGGCUCCGUUUGGACACUUCUGAAUAAAAGGGCCCCCGUAAUUCCAACAACACAACCACUUACCCCCUGACACCUCACCAUGACCCUGAUUGCAGUCUCAAGGCCUCCUUUAUCUUAUAAUAUAUCUCUAUUCUGCAGUCUGUGCUGCUUUUGAUGAUUGUUAUACAGUAUAUUCUUCUCCGUGUGGGAUAACCUAAUGUAGAUAUUAUCAGUUCUUCACCAUCACAGGUGCUAAAGUACUGUUGUCAAUGCUUACUUUGUGUUCUCCCUCUGGAGGACAGUGUUUACCUGCCAACAGAUCUCCCAAAACCCCCAAACUCCUGAAAAGCAAAGCAAUCCUGUCGCCCGUGCAGAUGGUCAACCAUGUGUGUCCAUCUGUUGGUUCCUCCUUCCUUCCUUCACACACACACAUGCACAACACCACCACCAGCACCACCAACCAACUCUCUAAAGUCUUCCCAAACUGUGAUCACCAGUUUUUCUGCACUAUUUAAAAAAAUGAAGGGGCUGAUAUUUCAAUUUGUAUCUCCGAGCUUAGCAUUAUAUUUAACGUAUGAUGUUUUGUUUGCACAUUAUUAUUGCUAUUAAAAAGGGAAAAUAUGACAGCUUGUUAUUUGUGUUGGCCUCCGGUAUGUUGAGGUCUAUGAAAUGUUAUGCCAUUUGUUCUCGCGGGGGAGAUUUAAUUCAGAAUGUACAAUGUAUUGUUUUAUUUGACUGCAUCCUUUAAAGACAUAUCAAUGAACAAUAAAAAUCCUCCUCAAAGUUC